GUAAUGUUCUGUUCUUGAGACCUUACAGGCUCUGUUCUGAAGUGAAUAGUGCGAUACAUUCUCCACAAAAUUAAAAAAGAUUUAUAACUUUUGGGAAACAAUUUCAUUUAUUCUUUAGCGUUGGUAUACGAGGAUGGUGUAUAAAGAACAUGUGACUGAAAAGCAUCCAACAGCUUAUGGAUUUGCGGUUAAUAAGUUUGUGUUAUCACUGCUUGGACAAUGGCCUUAUCAAACUAAAAUGCAAAAACUAAUUAUACGAACAAUUGGAAAUUCUGUCAUGACAGUGGCCAACCUUACAUCUAUGAAGGCUCUAUUAGAUGACAUUAAGGAUAGUUUUAAGACAAUUAGAGAAAAUUCUUAUGAGGAAGAACAAAUUCUAAUUAAAUCUGCUAAGGAAGGAAGUGUCAUCCUCUUUUUCUAUAUUUUCUUAAUGGCUUCAUCAACGUUUGUAUAUUGUCUGGCGACGUUAGCGCCAACUGUCUUGGAUUUUUUCAUACCAUUGAACGAAACUCGAGUAAAAAAUUAUAUAUAUGAUGUAAAUUACGUUUUCCUCGAGAAAGAGGAACAUUAUUACUUUAUUUUUUGGCACUCAACUUUCGCAGGAGUCUACUGUAUUGGCACUAUAAUGUCAUUCGAUAUGAUGCUGUACCUUUUUGUGAAGCAUGUCAAUGCAAUGUUUUUAGUUUUACGACAUCGAUUGAAGAAUAUUGUGGCAAGCAGCAACAAUAAUCACUGUUAUAGCAAAGAGGAAUAUGAAAAGAUAGAAAAAGAAACUACAUCCUGCAUAAAAUUAUACAAUGAUACAAUCACAUUCACUAACAACGUCGAAUCAUGUUUCGCGACUUGUUUAACUUUCACAAUGGGAGUUUCAGCGGUUAUUAUGUGUUUUCAAGGAGUUAUGAUUGUGGUGAGAAUUGAUCAUCCUGAUAUGGUCACAAUGUACGUCAUUAAUUUUAGUUCACAAGCUAUUCACCUUUUUUUCGAUUGUUUUUCUGGACAAUUGCUGCUGGAUGGUAGUGGAUCUGUCUCAUAUUAUAUAUACUGCUCAAAUUGGUGCAUAUUGCCUCAGAAGCAGCAAAGGCUGUUGUUGUUGAUGAUGUUGAGAAGCAUACAUGAUUGCCAUGUGACAAUUGGAAAAUUCGUGAUUCUCAGUAAUAAAACUUAUAGUCAACUGAUGAAGACCAUUUUCUCGUACCUGAGUGUUUUAAUGUCUGUACGCGAAUAAUGCAACCUGUCUAGGGCAUCCCAGUGGGCACACAGGUUAAAAACAUGUAGUAAACUUGUCCCGGCAAAGGAUGUAAUGAAAGACCAAGAAAAAACACAUGCAAAGGAAAUUAUAUGAAAUAUAAGAUUCAAACCAAUUUCGUUAACGUAUGAAUGCAGAAUGUGCAUGAACCACCGUUUGCAAAAAAAUUGUGGAUUGCAAUAAUGGUAGACAUAAUAACUUUGUCCUAUAAUAAUAAUUUUUCAUAAUUCAAGGUUCCUAUGCACAUACAUUUAAUUUUAU
Messenger RNA from Belonocnema kinseyi, 1507 nucleotides. RefSeq lists its product as uncharacterized. Gene Ontology annotation, molecular function: olfactory receptor activity; odorant binding. Lineage: Eukaryota; Metazoa; Arthropoda; Insecta; Hymenoptera; Cynipidae. The coding region runs from base 134 to 1225 and encodes 363 amino acids. Gene Ontology annotation, cellular component: plasma membrane. The record is from RefSeq and is a predicted model, not a curated record. Gene Ontology annotation, biological process: detection of chemical stimulus involved in sensory perception of smell; sensory perception of smell. The transcript has 9 exons.